Oryzias latipes (Japanese medaka) is the source of this 4032-nucleotide messenger RNA. RefSeq names its product sarcosine dehydrogenase (gene sardh). Gene Ontology annotation, molecular function: protein binding. Gene Ontology annotation, cellular component: mitochondrion. The record is from RefSeq and is a predicted model, not a curated record. Lineage: Eukaryota; Metazoa; Chordata; Actinopteri; Beloniformes; Adrianichthyidae.
ACAUGUGCACGCGCCAGCAGUCCACUUUGCUGAGCAUACUCAGAGCGGCGGGAGGACGGGCUAAAGGCUGGAACAGCCACUCUGCACACUUUGCCACAGUUUAGCUGUUCUGCCUCUCCAAAAGGUUCGAGUUUUUUGGCCAUUUCUCCUCAAACGCUUCGUUUCUUUCGCUUCAAGGCUUCUUCCCUCCAUAUAACAUCAUUUGCCGCGGGACUGUCCAGAGUCGCCAUGGCUUUUGUUGGACGAGCAGUUCAGCGAGUGGCGUUGGCGGCGUGGCCUUCCCUCUCCCCUCUGUGCCGGACGAGCUCUCGAUCCUACAGCUCAGAACCCACCAAUGAGAAAAAUGUUCCCUAUGAGAUGACUCUAAAACAGGAAAGUGGAGCUGCCUCUGGACCCACAAAGCCUUUACCCAGAUCAGCAGAUGUGGUUGUGAUUGGGGGAGGCAGCCUGGGCUGUCAGACCAUCUACCACGUGGCUAAAAUGGGAAUGACCAAUGUAGUUCUGCUGGAGAGAGACAGGCUCACCGCUGGCACCACCUGGCACACUGCAGGCCUGCUGUGGCAGCUCCGUCCCAGUGACGUGGAGGUGGAGCUCCUGGCGCACACCAGAAACGUGAUCAGCAAAGACCUGGAGGAGGAAACUGGUCUCCACACUGGCUGGAUCCAGAAUGGAGGACUCUUCAUUGCUUCCAACAAGCAGAGGCUGGAUGAGUACAAAAGGCUCAUGUCGCUGGGUAAAGUUUAUGGCAUAGAGUCCUAUGUCCUUUCGCCGGCGGAAACCAAAGAUCUGUAUCCACUGAUGAAUGUUGACGAUCUGUACGGAACGCUUUACGUUCCCAAAGAUGGGACCAUGGACCCUGCAGGAACCUGCACAACUCUGACCAGAGCCGCCUCCGCUAGGGGAGCCACUGUGAUUGAGAACUGCCCUGUGACUGGUAUUCAAGUACGAACAGAUGACCUUGGCGUGAAAAAGGUGAAGGCAGUGGAAACCGCCCAUGGGACUAUCGAGACGCAGUGUGUGGUGAACUGCGCAGGUGUGUGGGCCACCAAGUUGGGGGACAUGGCUGGAGUCAAGGUUCCUCUUAUUGCAAUGCAUCACGCCUAUGUGGUGACAGAGAGAAUAGAAGGCAUUCAGAACAUGCCGAAUGUCAGGGACCACGAUGCGUCCGUUUAUCUGCGUCUCCAAGGUGACGCCCUGUCUGUGGGGGGUUAUGAACAGAACCCUAUCUUCUGGGAGGAGGUGAAUGACAAGUUUGCUUUCAGCCUGUUUGACCUGGACUGGGAUGUUUUCAUGCAGCACAUUGAGGGUGCAAUCAACCGAGUUCCUGUUCUGGAGCAGACAGGCAUCAAGUCCACCGUCUGUGGACCAGAAUCGUUCACUGCAGACCACAAGCCGCUAAUGGGAGAAGCCCCCGAGGUCAGAGGAUUUUUCCUGGGAUGUGGCUUCAACAGUGCUGGUAUGAUGCUGGGAGGUGGAUGCGGUAGAGAGCUCGCUCACUGGAUCAUACACGGCCGCCCUGAAAGGGACAUGUAUGGAUAUGACAUCAGGCGUUUCCAUCACUCACUCACAGACAAUAACCGCUGGAUCAGAGAGAGGAGCCAUGAGUCGUACGCUAAAAACUACUCUGUGGCGUUUCCCUUUGAUGAGCCGCUGGCAGGCAGAAAUAUGAGAAAGGACCCCUUCCAUCAGAUUCUGACGGAGCAGGGUUGUGUGUUCCAAGAACGACAUGGCUGGGAGAGACCUGGAUGGUUCAACAAAGAUGGAGCUGCUCCAGUUAAGGACUAUGAUUUUUAUGGAGCUUAUGGAAAAAGGAAGAAUACAUCUUACAAAUACAGUGAACUCCUGGCCAAAGAAUACACCUUUGACUUUCCUCCACAUCACAAUGUGAUCAAGAGCGAGUGCCUCUCGUGCAGACACGGCGUGGCUGUCUUUGACAUGUCCUACUUUGGGAAGUUCUAUCUCACCGGACCAGAUGCCAAGAAGGCAGCUGAUUGGCUGUUCACAGCUGAUGUCAACAAGAAGCCAGGCUCCACUGUGUACACCUGUAUGUUGAAUAAAAGAGGAGGAGCAGAGGCUGACCUGACAGUAAGCAGACUAGAGCCCAGUGCUGCUAACUUGCCCUUGGCUCCUGAAUCCAAUGGUGAUGGAUAUUACCUGGCCAUUGGAGGUGGUGUUGCCGAGCACAACUGGAACCACAUUCAAACGGUUCUUCAGGACCAGGGCUUCCGCUGCCAGCUGACAGACCUCUCUGAAGACAUGGGGAUGAUCAGCAUCCAGGGACCCAAAAGCCGAGAUGUACUACAGGAGGUUUUGGACACAGACCUGAGCAACGAAGCUUUUCCAUUUUCUACUCACAAAGUUGUCACUGCAGCCGGACAUCAGGUGCGAGCGAUGCGUCUGUCAUUUGUCGGGGAGCUGGGCUGGGAGCUGCACAUUCCCAAAAACUCCUGUAUUCCAGUGUACCAAGCUGUCAUGGCCGCUGGUGCCAAACACGACAUCAUCAACUCAGGCUACAGAGCCAUCGACUCUCUGAGCAUAGAGAAAGGAUAUAGACACUGGCACGCCGACCUACGCCCUGAUGACACACCCUUGGAGGCGGGGCUCGCCUUCACAUGCAAGCUGAAGAGCUCCAUCCCAUUCCAGGGCAGAGAUAGACUAGAGAAGCAAAAGAAGGAGGGGCUUAGGAGGCGCAUCGUCUGCUUCACCGUUAAUGAGACAGUACCAAUGUUUGGUCUGGAGGCCAUUUUCCGUAAUGGUGUUCCUGUCGGUCACCUGCGGCGAUCUGACUUUGGCUUUUACAUCAAUAAAACUCUCGGUUAUGGGUACAUUCGAAACCCAGAUGGAGGAGUGGUGAGUGCAGAAUUUAUUAAAAGUGGCGAGUUCACCUUGGAAAGGAUGGGAGUGACGUACAAGGCAGAAGCCCACCUCAAAUCUCCGUUUGACCCAGAGAACAAACGUGUCAGAGGCAUUUAUGAUUGACAGACGCUCAGGAAGCAGCUUUGUUUACUUUUAUCCUCUGAAACAACAGGAUCAUUGUUUUUUUGGGGGGCUUAUUUUGAAGAUGAGAUUUACUUGGUUAUAAACCAUUUGGGCACCUGGGCAAACACAAAGAGUGCAAUGUUUGCAUCAGAGUUGCUGGAUCAAUCCCUAUUGCACAAGCAAAUGCCUAUAAUCCAGUUUAAUCCUGUUUUAGCUGAAGUAAUGAUCUGGAAAACUCUUUGAUCUUGUCUAACAUUAAAUAACUCAGACGUUAUCCAGGAAUGGUAAAUAACACAUUGUGGGACAGUUUUCUAAAUCUGUCCAACUUACAUUCGUGGGACUUUUUUAAUUCCACUAAACUCUAAAUGUCUUAGCUUUUACCAGCAAUGUGACACUUUAAUGUACUUAUGACUCGUAAGUGUUUUGUUUUUAGUAUUCUUUCCUCUUAAAAAGUUGGAAAACAUGGCUGCAUAAAGAUUUUUUUAAUUCAGGACAACUUUUAGCAGUUGUUAGCAAAGUUAACAACUUCGUCAUUAAUCAUUUAUCAACAUUUGCAACAUUGUCUCCAUGGAAAAGGUUUACAGUACAGUGUUUGCACAAAACAUAAUGUGAAUAAGUGAACAAUUCUAAAUGUGAAAUAAAGGAUGUCUAAUUUUUCAGCUUUGAUUUCUGAGGUUGUGUGGUUGGUUUUACUCCUACUUUGUUUAAAAGUAAAAAUUCAUUCAAAAAAAUAAUUUUUAAUAUGACUGUAACAAAAAACAGUUCAUUAUUAACAUUUAGACUUUUGAUAGAAUUCUUGACAUUAUGUCGAUGUUUAGACAAAGCACAGACAGAACUUGUUUUUUUUUUGCUAUUAAACAUUGUGGUUCGUUUUGAAUGUUUAAUAUUGUUGAUCACACAGUAGUGCGUUUCAGUUCAAAAUGUUUUUGAUGUUUAAAGCUCUUUAAAGUUUUCUUUUUUUCUUUCAAAUAUUUAACACCAGAGUGGUUAGCAGUUUAAAGUGGCUAGAAUGACCUUUUCUUGAUAUUCAUUAAAGAAGAGUGCUUUGUUUCC